AUGAGCUUGAUCGCAUCGCCUCCCUCCUCCAGCGCCAGGUUACCCAACAUGCAGUUCCACGAGCCGUUGAUCAAAGUUGCCGCAUGCGAUUGCAUGUCCGGAAACACUGACAAGGAAUUCGCUUCACACACUUCACACAUUGAAGGGACGUAUCCCUCCAAGACGGGGUUCAGAAUCGACAUUCACACACACAUCAUGCCCCCUUCAUUACCAGACAUGUCGCAAUUUGACGACUCGUCAAAUCGCAACGAAUGGAUCAAUUUACGACUUCACAAGCCAUCUCCAUCCUCUUCCGAAUCGAGUUCCCCGUCCCAAAAGUUGGACAUGUAUGUUGGAAGGCGGUUUUUCCGGACCGUCGAAGCCAAUUGCUUCGACCCCGAGACUCGCAUCAAAGAAAUGGAUGCAAGCGGCGUGUCCGUGCAGGUCCUCAGCACGAUUCCAGUUCUAUUCUCGUACGACAAACCCAUCAAGCCCGCGGCAAUGCUUGCGCGGCUGUUAAACGACCACAUUGCCUCUCUUUGCCGAGUCUACCCUAGCCGAUUCGUCGGCCUCGCGACGGUGCCUCUGCAGGACGUUGCCGCCGCCGUGGAGGAGUUGAAGCGCGUAAAGGGCCUGGGGCUAAGAGGCGUCGAGAUUGGCACCGAGAUAAACGGACGGGAGCUGGACGACCUGGACAUGGAGCCGUUUUGGAAAGCAUGCGAGGAGUUGGACAUGGCUGUUUUUGUGCAUCCGCUAGGCUACGAGCUCGCCAGGGAGAACAAGAGAUGGGCCAACUACUGGUCUGCUUGGCUGAUUGGGAUGCCGAGCGAAACGGCUCUCGCACUGCACGCAGUCGUCUCGUCUGCCGUGCUCGUCCGCCACCCCAGGCUGCGUCUCUGCUUCGCCCACGCCGGCGGCGCAUAUCUCCCUCUCCUUGGGCGUAUUCAGCACGGCUACGACUGCCGGCCUGAUCUGGUUGCUCACAAGGCCGAGGGCGUAUCGCCGACACGUCAGGUGGCCCUUGGUCAGAGGAACAUCUGGAUAGACAGCCUGGUGCACGACCCGGACCUGUUAGAGUACAUGUGCAAGAAGAUUGGGCCGGAACGUGUAAUUAUGGGUAGCGACUAUCCGUUUCCGUUAGGGGAAGUCCCUCUUCCAGGACAGAUGAUAUCUACGGACGAGCGGGUGAGGGGAUUCUUGUCCGAGGAGAGGAGAGAGGCAAUGUUGUGGCGGAAUGCGGUUGAGUUUUUGGGCUUGCACGAUUUGGUGAGGGAGUACAAGUAUUGA
Molecule: messenger RNA, 1266 nt
Organism: Metarhizium brunneum ARSEF 3297
Lineage: Eukaryota; Fungi; Ascomycota; Sordariomycetes; Hypocreales; Clavicipitaceae
Product: 2-amino-3-carboxymuconate-6-semialdehyde decarboxylase
Biological process (GO): secondary metabolic process
Cellular component (GO): cytoplasm; cytosol
Molecular function (GO): carboxy-lyase activity; hydrolase activity
Source: RefSeq, a predicted model, not a curated record